This is a messenger RNA of Diospyros lotus (date-plum), 2302 nucleotides long. RefSeq names its product patellin-3. The record is from RefSeq and is a predicted model, not a curated record. Gene Ontology annotation, molecular function: lipid binding. NCBI's taxonomy places the organism in Eukaryota, Viridiplantae, Streptophyta, Magnoliopsida, Ericales, Ebenaceae. The transcript has 4 exons. Bases 149 to 1894 code for a protein of 581 amino acids.
CAUACUGACAAUCAAACAUCAAUCCAUCUCCACGCCCUUGGUUUCUCCUCCUUCAGAUCCCUCUCUUCUUUUUCGCGUUCUGAAGCGAUUUCCAGACACUCUAUUUCUGUUUCUUGCUUUCUUGUUUGUUUGAUUGGUGGGCGUUACCAUGGCGGCGGAAGCUCAGACGGCGGUAGCUGAAGUAACAGCGGUGGCCGAAGUUCCUGUUACGGAUAAACCCACCGCUGAGAAAGAGGCGGCGCCGGUUCCGGAGCCUGAGCCGCAGAAGCCGGCGGCUGAGGAGCCGGUGGCUGAGGCUGAGAAACCGAAGCCGGAGGACGACGAGAAGAAGAUUGGCGAGUCGGCUUCUUUCAAGGAGGAGAGUAACGUGGUCGGCGAGCUGCCUGACCCUGAGAAGACGGCGCUUGAUGAGUUGAAGGCCCUGGUUCGGGAAGCUCUUAACAAGCACGAGUUCACCGCUCCGCCGCCGGCCAAAGAGGAAGGGAAGCCGGCAGAGCCGGCUGCGGUGGAGGAGGAAAAAACUCCUGAGGAGCCGAAGGCGGAGGAGAAAGCGGAAGCUCCCGCUUCUGAUGAACCAGCUCCGGCCGAUCCUGUGCCUCCUCCGGUGGCCGCCGAGACGAAGGAAAUAGAAGAGAAGGCUGUGGAGCCACCGCCCCCCCAGACAUCGGAGCCGGUGGUGGUUGCUGAAGUAGUGGAAAAAGUCACGGCCGUCGUCGAAGAAGACGGCUCCAAGACUGUGGAAGCAAUCAAAGAAACGAUCGUCGCCGUCGCGACCCUCGAAGAGCCCGCCCCAACCACAGAAGCUCCUCCAUCGGAGCCCAAAGAAGAACCGGCGGAAACCCCGGCGCCGCCUCCGCCGGCACCGGAGGAGGUCUCGAUCUGGGGAAUCCCCCUUCUUGCCGACGAGCGAAGCGACGUCGUACUCCUCAAGUUCCUCCGGGCGAGAGACUUCAAGGUCAAGGAGGCCUUCGUCAUGCUCAAGAACACCGUCCGGUGGCGCAAAGACUUUGGAAUCGAAUCCCUCCUGGACGAAGACCUCGGCUCAGCCGAUCUCGACAAGGUGGUCUUCAUGGACGGAGUCGACAAAGAAGGCCACCCCGUCUGCUACAACGCCUUCGGCGAAUUCCAGAACAAGGAACUCUACCAGAACACGUUUUCCGACGAGGAGAAGCGGCAGAAGUUUCUCCGCUGGCGGAUUCAGUUCCUGGAGAAGAGUAUCCGGAAGCUCGACUUCACGCCCGAUGGCAUAAACACUAUUGUUCAGGUGAACGAUCUCAAGAACUCGCCUGGCCCCUUCAAGAGGGAACUCCGUUUGGCCACCAACCAAGCGCUGCAGUUGCUUCAGGAUAAUUACCCUGAAUUUGUCGCCAAACAGGUGUUCAUCAAUGUUCCAUGGUGGUACCUUGCCUUCUACCGGAUGAUCAGUCCUUUCUUCACCCAGAGGACCAAGAGCAAGUUCGUUUUUGCAGGCCCUUCAAAAUCCGCCGAAGCGCUCUUCAAAUACAUAGCACCUGAACAAGUACCAGUUCAGUACGGCGGCCUUAGCCGCCACGGCGAGCAAGAAUUCACCGCCGCCGACCCUGUCACGGAGGAUAUCAUCAAGCCUGCAAGCAAGCACACCCUUGAAUUCCCAGUUUCUGAGGCUUGCAGUUUGGCCUGGGAGGUGAGAGUGGUAGGCUGGGACGUGACCUACGGAGCCGAAUUCCAACCCAGCGCCGAGGGCGGAUACACAGUAAUUGUACAGAAGUCGAGGAAGAUCACUCCGGCAGACGAAACGGUGAUCUCCGGCAGCUUCAAGAUCGGCGAGCCGGGCAAGGUUGUGCUGACCUUUGAUAACCAGACCUCGAAGAAGAAGAAGCUGCUCUACAGGUCCAAGACCAAGACCUCUGAUUGAACUCUCUGAUGGCUUUGCUGGGGUUAAUUAGUUCAAGAAGAAGCUGGUUCUGUUGUUCCCAAAGGUUCCUCUUUUUUUUUUUUUGUUUAAUCUCUCCUUGACUGGUUCAAAUUGAUUCAGAUUUUUGAUUUUUUUUUUCCUUAAGGUGUGGGGGAUUUGUUAUAUAUAUAUAUAUAAGUUGAAUGCUUUUGGGGUAUGGUUUGGCUUACAUUGAGCAUCAUCAGAUGAAAGCAUUCUGGAGGAGAAGAUGAAAGGUUUGGGGAUGGAUGGUAGGGAAAACAGAAGCUUGGCUACAGUUGUUUAUCCUCUUUUUGCUUGUAAAAUUUGUGUAAAUUUGUCAUUGUGUCUCCUCUCUGUGGAUGUUAAUGUCAUUUAAUAAUUUAUACAUUUCAUUCUGUUUUGCCUUAA